This is a messenger RNA of Cajanus cajan (pigeon pea), 690 nucleotides long. RefSeq names its product NADH dehydrogenase [ubiquinone] 1 alpha subcomplex subunit 2. Gene Ontology annotation, cellular component: respiratory chain complex I. Lineage: Eukaryota; Viridiplantae; Streptophyta; Magnoliopsida; Fabales; Fabaceae. The record is from RefSeq and is a predicted model, not a curated record.
ACACCAAUUCCAUCUCCACUCUUUCGAUUCUUAUCAGUUACUCAUCUUCGUUCUUUACCUCCCUUAGUGACAGCGAGACGGUUAGGGCAGAGUUGCACACACUCAAGCGAAGCAAUGGCAUGGAGAGGACAUCUUUCAAAAAACAUAAAAGAGCUUCGGUUUUUGAUGUGCCAGUCAUCACCUGCAAGCUCAUCUGCAAGGGCAUUUGUGGAAAGAAAUUAUAAGGAGCUAAAGACAUUGAACCCAAAAUUGCCAAUAUUAAUUCGUGAGUGCAGUGGAGUUGAACCUCAAUUAUGGGCAAGAUAUGAUUUGGGUGUUGAGAAAGGCAUCAAAUUGGAAGGCUUGUCAGAGGCACAGAUCUUUAAGGCACUUGAAGAUCUGGUAAAAGCAGGAUAGUCGUUGAAAGUUUGACAUUGCUGCUUAUGCACUGUCUGAAAUGGAAUAAAUGCUCUGUUGCUGCACUUGUUAUUGCAAGUUUUUUGUUUUGUUGUUUUUUUUUUUAUUUAAAAUAAGCCAGAUUUUUUUCUUCAAUGUCCCAUGGCCUCUGGUUUCAGCUUGUCUCUUUCUGCAUCUUACGUCAUUUCAAGUAUGACACUGUCGUGUUCAAGUUUAAAAUCCUGAUUUUGUUUGUUGAGCACACCAUGGGAGAUUUUUUCAGACAAAAAAAAUUAAACUACUAAUUUUGGUUUA